Messenger RNA from Mercenaria mercenaria, 1291 nucleotides. RefSeq lists its product as uncharacterized. The record is from RefSeq and is a predicted model, not a curated record. Lineage: Eukaryota; Metazoa; Mollusca; Bivalvia; Venerida; Veneridae. The transcript has 6 exons. The coding region runs from base 171 to 959 and encodes 262 amino acids. Gene Ontology annotation, cellular component: trans-Golgi network.
UUAAAUAUUACUCACAAGCAUUCAAACAUUUAAAGAUAAUUGUGACGCUCACAUCCGGCACAUAUUACCACAGCAUAGGAAUAAAAACUGUUUUCUCAAUUCUCAAUAUAUUUUUCCGCUAUUCUUACCAAAUACAUUUAAGUAUAAACGCAAGGUAGUUAAAUCAAAAUAUGUUUACUAAUGUGACAACAUGUAUUUUAUUUAUUUUUCCGUUACUGUUUUUAAAUGGACAUAGCAAAGACUGUUUGAAAAUUAAUAGCUGUUCUUGUUCUUUUGAUGACGGUAGCGGAAGUGUGGAUCUUACAAGUUUAGGAAAUACAGAUGGUACUCCCAGAUUUAGAGACGUCUUUUACAGUGACGAGGGUUAUUAUUAUUCCUACAACCCGUGUGGAGGAUUCACUGAAGGGGAUUGCAACGCCGCGGCAGCUUGUAUUUCGAAUCAAGAUAAAUCAGAACAACAGCAAAUAGGUGACGCCUCAUCAGCCGCUUUUAAAUAUGAUGGAUCAGAAGUAGUUGCUGCAUAUACAUCUGGGGCAGGGGUAUUAAGACUGACAGAAGUAAAGCUAAUAUGUGAUCCAAAAGCAUGCGUGCCCGUAUUCGAGCCUCAAGGGGAGCAGGCAGCUGGACAAUUUGGUAUGAAGCUAACCACAAUCUGUGCAUGUCCGGGGAUGUGUGAUUCGACUGGUCCAAAAUCAAAUUGUUCAGGUGGCAGUAACAGUAGCAUGUGCUUCACGAAAUCCGCGGAAUUCACAAAGAGAUGUGACCGUGCCUACGACGGUAAAGAAGAACCAAUUAAAGUUUUGAUUAUCGACAACUGGGACGGUGUCUGCAAGUUUCCGGACAACGACGAUGUUGCUUUAAGUUUAAACAAUAACAUAUCAACAUGUGAAGAUGUAAUUAACAGGUGUAAUCCAAGUCAACCAUUUUCUGUGAAUGGAUAUAUUUGCAAAGCAGCAUAGGUUCCAACAGAACAAUUAUGAACACAGUGUUACUGCUAUGUUCAUUCAGAACAUUCGACCAAAUAUGGCUUCUUCUUUGUUUUAAAGAUGUAGAAUAUGGUUGAAAAGUAGUCAGACCUACUUGUUCAAAUUUAUGCUGAUAUUUUUAUUUUCUUAAACAAACUUUGAAGAUACACGAAAAUGUUUGAAAGUUUAUAACAAGACUUACUAUAACUUAUUUAUCUUAUCUACAACUGAACUUCCUCAGUCUCUAAUCAAUCAAUAUCAUGUGCAUUAAAAAUUGAAAAACAAAUAUUUUUGUCAACGGACACAAUAAAUUUAAUAUCAGCUAA